CCGCGCCGCACAGUCGCCUCGCACGCCGCGCACCGACUGCGACAGCGCACGCGCACCGCGCCCACGCGACACGUGCUCACCUGUGCCCAUGACGACCUGACCACAACAUGCAAGAACAAAGCACAUCCCGCACCAACAAAACCACACUCAACUCACUGGAGAGCGCCAUCAUCAAGCUGAAAAACAACCUGCAGAUACAGGACACCAAACCCGCAGACAUGACCGGUCUGUUGAGCAUCGAGACACCGGAGGACACUAAAAGCCCAAGUAAGAGCUCUAGUUCAACUACAACGAACUUAAACUUAUCUAUUGCAUCCGCUGCGUUGUUACAAGAGAACAUGCUCCAGAGAUCGUUGCAAGGCGUAGUGAUAUCCCUCCAAAAUGCGAUGAUGAAUUCUCUGCAACAGGCUGCUUUAUUACCGUCGAAUUCUGCGGCAGCCGCUGCCUUAAACUUGCAAGCUUUAGAAUCCUAUUUAACUUUACAACGCCUCACAUCUGUGUCAUCUGUAAACAACACGCAAUGUAGCUCCAACGAAAGUAUUACUUCAACUAAACAAGACAUACUGAGGCUCGCGACGGCCAGCGCUAAGAUUACUGAAACGGACGUUUCUGAAAGUACAUCUAGAGUGAUAUCUCCGAAAACGCCUGAAGAGUACCCCUUAUCUGAUGCUAUAGCGGCUGAAGAUGUAGAUUUAUCCGAAGAAGUGGAAGAAGACUUAGCUUUGUUAGACAACGAAGACGAAUUCACGUUGGAACAGCAUCUAGAAUCUACGUCAAAAGGAUACGGGUACAGUGCAUCACAGAGCUUAGACAACGGUUACCCGAGCCUUCUAAUGAAUGCCAUGUAUCAGCAGCAAAUGAAUGGGAGCCCCUCUCAGCCACCUCUGUCUCCUCAACCGUCCAAUUCAUCCAGCUCGAAGAGUACAAAUAGUUCGACAUCGUCGACGGGAAGUUGUAUAUCUAAUAAGCAGAAAACUACAGGCAGCGGACCGAGAACGAAAAAGCAGUUUAUUUGCAAGUUCUGUAAUCGACAAUUCACGAAAUCCUACAAUCUCCUGAUACAUGAAAGGACGCACACCGACGAGCGGCCAUACUCGUGUGACAUCUGUGGAAAAGCGUUCCGACGGCAAGAUCACCUCAGAGAUCACAGAUACAUACACUCAAAAGAGAAACCAUUCAAGUGUUUAGAAUGUGGAAAAGGAUUCUGCCAGUCCCGAACAUUAGCGGUACACAAAAUACUACACAUGGAAGAGUCUCCACACAAGUGCCCAGUCUGCAGCAGGAGUUUCAACCAACGAUCGAAUUUAAAAACCCAUUUACUAACCCAUACAGAUAUUAAGCCAUACAACUGUACUUCAUGCGGGAAGGUAUUCAGGCGUAACUGUGACUUGCGACGUCACAGUUUAACACACAACCUAGUUAGCAUAUCAUCGGUGACAUCACCCAACAGUGCUGGUAAUAAAAGCCCCUUACUCAACCCUAACUUCCCUAUUGACAAUUUAGACACUGAAGACGAGAAUUAAAUUGUUAGUGUGAAUAUAAUAAAAAGACUGAUAAAUAAAUCCAAGUGCCUUUGUAUUUUUAAGUGUUUUUAGAACGGGUUUGUGUAAAUAAUGUACCAUUCUUUUUUGUGCCUUUUAUUGGAAAUAUCGAAUGUCUAUUUAAUUAAAUGAUGUGUUUAUGUAUACCUGCAUUUUUUUAGAGUUCCGUAGAACAACAUGAGUUGUAGUUACGCCAAGUCCAGCCAAUUUGAAGUAACAAGAAGAUUUGUUAUUCGUCUAUUAUUAGUUGAAAGAAAAUAUUAGUUUUCAUGGAAAGGUAAUUAGCAAUAGGUUUUAAUCAUGCCAAUAAAGCAGGUACAAGUAAAAGGGUAGUAGAAUAACAUAAUAUUUUGCGACUUAACUACAGAACCUAAACUGACUGUUUUAUGGCCCAACACGCACUUCGACAGUUUUUAUAUAGCUUUGGCUAUAUUUGCCAUAAUCAAAGUUAGAUUAAAAUAUUCAAAUUUCAAAUUGUAAUUUUUAAUUUCUUAAUUGACUUUUGGUCGUAAAAUUAUUAUUGUCUCAUUAAAUUCGUAAAUAUAACGUUGUGAUAUGAUAUCACAACGUUAUAUUGCGGUGCAUUCUUUACUUUAAUUCGUUUUUAACCGACUUCCAUAACAGAGGCGGUUCUAUCUAUGUACGGCUGUAUGUAUGUUUUUUAGUUAGGUAUUUCGCAAUAAUUUGUUUCCCUCAUAUUUAAGUAUUAUCUUCGUCAACGUUUUGUAUAUUUGUGAUCUCAUUUUUAUGUAAUAAUUGUAUUGUACAUAAUAAAUUAUGUUUUGCUUAUUAAGGUGCAAUUAGUCCGUCCCAUUUUAUAAGGAUUUUUGGAAGUCAAAGACUUCUAUAUGUAUUAUUCUAUCUCCUAAUUUCUAUAGAUACUUAUUGGCUCUGCUUUCUGUGUUAAUGUUGUCUUUUGGCCGUAUCUAUCCCACCGGGUUUGAGGUAGAUACAACUAAGCCAGUUAAUAAAUCAAAAACAUUCAGCAGAGUUAUGUAUCUCGGUGUACCUUUCUAAUAAUGAGUCACUACAUCGUUUUUCAUUUAUGCAAUCAUCUAACAUCGUAUUUUCAACUAAAUAACAUAAUUAUCUUCAUUUCACGUAAAGAGGCAAAAACAUAAAAGUGUUAGUAGCAAGAAGUAACAUUAUUUCAACGAAAAACCGUUAUUCGUUACUUACGUAAUUUUGUUGAAAUAAUCAUGUAAGAUGAGCGUAAAACAAAAAAAUCAAUGUCACUUGAUGUAAAAUGACGUAAUCAAGAUCAUUUCGUUGAAAUAACUAUGCAAGAUGAUCACCAUUACGAAAUUAAGAUGAAAAAAGAUGAAGUAACUUAUUAUAGAAUGGUACAUCGAGUUACAUAAUAACCCUGCUGAGAGUCAGCUCACUACAGUUAUCGACACUGAACAACAUCACAGUUCUGCCUAUAAAGUCAGAAUAAAGAAUAGUUAAUUAACGACUGUGUAUAAAACAUCAUAAAUAAACAGACCCGGUAUUUUAUACACUGCAAUUUUCAAGAUCCAUAAAACAAAACACGUCCUAUUCUGUUGCUACGAGUAGAUGGUAGUUGACUAAUUUUUUUUUUACCCUACUACGUGAUUCUACCGUAAAAUUUUCAUGUUUUCCGUUCAUUAAUAUUUUUUAUUUUGUCGCUCGCUGACUCUAAUUUUGUCACUGUGACGUAUUGUCACCAAGUCAAAUGGUAUUUGUUUAUUAUUGCAAUCACUUUACCUAGAGAUGUUAUCAAUAGAGAUGCUUGAGUAUGUCACUCGCCCAGUUGAUUGAUGUUAGCGUUCGUUCACUAUUGAGGCUUGUAAUGUGACCAGACCAAUACUUCGAACAAUUGGAGAUGUUUGGGCGACGAAUAGAUUACUUAUACGUCACUUGGCAAGUGGAUUAUUUAUACAGUUGACUCAGUGGGUGAGUCUUGGACACUCGGUAAAAUCUAUUCCAAGAGUGACCGCAUUUGGUAGCCGAAUGACAAAAGCAGUAGGUGACAGUAACAAAGUCCGACAAAAUGUCGUAGUGAGCCUCUUAGGAGUAUGUAGUAUGUAUGAAAGUCUUUGUGAAAAACUGAUAUAAACAUAAAGUAAAAUUAAUCCCAUGUCCAUAAUGGUCAAUGAGGUUAUUUGCCUUUGAUGUUGUAUGUGUUACCGUUAAAUUGUAAAAUACGUUAGAUUAUAAUUUCAUUCCGAUACUGUAAUUUGUCGAUAUAUUGUGAACUGAACACACUGAUUACAAUUUAACGUGUUAUUUUUCGGUAUAUCUAUCGAAGUGAAAUCAUUAAAUUGCAAUCUUAAAACGUCAACUGUCCGAUCUUGCCCCUGAUUGGUCAGCCUUGCAGCAGACCGUUCGGUGUCCAUAGAGUUAGGAAUGAAAUACAUAUUAAGUCAGUCAAAUAAAAUACUUCAAGAAUUGUGACAUUACGUAUUUAUUUAUUAUUUAUUAUACCUCAAGACUGACCUAAGUUUUUUCUUUCAAAAAAAAGUCAAAAGUCAAAAUUCAUUUAUUUCAAAUAGGCUUAGUUUACAAGCUCUUUCGAAACGUCAGGUAAUAAUAUUAAACUUAAGAUAAUUUGAUUUGUCGAUUGUAAUUUUUUACUCAUUUUAUUAUGGCCGCUCUUAUAUUUUUGUAACUCUAUGGUAAAUUUAUCCUGAUUGACAAUUUAACGGUUUCACUUCAAUAGAUUAUAAUAUACUGAAAAAUAACACGUUAAAUUGUAAUCAGGAUGUUCAGUUUACAAUAAAUCGACAGAUUACAAUAUAGCCAGUGAGACUAAAAAAUAACGUAUUUUACAAUUUAACCGUGACAUAUACAUGGCUUAUAUUAUAGAGUACAUGUGUAUUUUUUACAUGAAUUUCUAGUUUUAAGGUCUUCUUUGCCUAAUUAUUAAAUACGUCGGUGAAGACUGAAGACUGUAUUUUGUGAAUAUAGCCCGUUGUACAAAAUAUUUUUUUAAACUAUUAUAUUAUUACAAUUAAAAAAUAUGAAAUUUU
Bicyclus anynana (squinting bush brown) is the source of this 4534-nucleotide messenger RNA. Its product is annotated as protein sister of odd and bowel-like. The transcript has 2 exons. Gene Ontology annotation, biological process: embryonic hindgut morphogenesis; regulation of transcription by RNA polymerase II; embryonic pattern specification. Gene Ontology annotation, molecular function: RNA polymerase II transcription regulatory region sequence-specific DNA binding; DNA-binding transcription factor activity, RNA polymerase II-specific. NCBI's taxonomy places the organism in Eukaryota, Metazoa, Arthropoda, Insecta, Lepidoptera, Nymphalidae. The record is from RefSeq and is a predicted model, not a curated record. Gene Ontology annotation, cellular component: nucleus. The coding region runs from base 108 to 1523 and encodes 471 amino acids.